This is a messenger RNA of Nicotiana attenuata, 1821 nucleotides long. Its product is annotated as mitochondrial fission protein ELM1-like. The record is from RefSeq and is a predicted model, not a curated record. NCBI's taxonomy places the organism in Eukaryota, Viridiplantae, Streptophyta, Magnoliopsida, Solanales, Solanaceae. The transcript has 11 exons. Gene Ontology annotation, cellular component: mitochondrial outer membrane. The coding region runs from base 147 to 1346 and encodes 399 amino acids. Gene Ontology annotation, biological process: mitochondrial fission.
AGCGGUUAAGCUUUAAGCCUCCCCCCCCCUAAACCCCGGAAAAACCUCAAGCCUUCCUCCUUCCCAAUUCCAAUCUUAUCGAUCUCCAGAACUCCCAUCAAAUCCAAUAACUAAAUGCGCUAUACAUUGACAUAUAUUGGAGUCCAAUGCGAACCAUUAGCAGAGUGUUCAUAAUAGGGAAUGGCGUGGCUGGUGCAGAAAAUCAGUGCUUCGGUUUGGUUCGAGCUCUGGGCUUAUCCCAUCGUCAAACACUCUAUCGAGUUAUUAGGCCACAAGGAGAUAUUAACAAGCGACUUCAAUGGUUACCUGUUUCUCUCCACAAAAAGUUAGAAAAUGUCAGAAAGUUGAUUUCUAAAGAUUCACUACCGACUCAAAUUGCAGGUAGAGGACAGAGAUUGAUGCCUCUUCCUGCUGAAAGACAGGUUGUUUCAGAUAUCCCAGAAGCUGAUGCAAAACAUAUUGCAACACUGGCAUGUGAAGCAUUUGCCAAGGAUGGUCCAUCAUUAGUUGUUGCAUCAGGUCGUGAUACUAUCUCCAUUUCAAGCUCAAUAAAACAGUUAGCUCCAGAAUAUGUUUUCGCUGUCCAGAUUCAACAUCCCAGAUCACGUCUAAAUAGGUUUGACCUAGUGAUAACACCUCGUCAUGAUUAUUAUCCUUUGACACCAGAGGGACAAAAGCAAAUUCCUUGGCUUCUUCGAAGGUUGAUAACACCUCGCACUUCUCCCGAGAGACACGUGAUCCUGACCGUCGGAGCCCUUCAUCAAGCUGAUUCUAAUGCACUGAAAGAUGCAGCUUCCACUUGGCAUGAUGAGUUGGCACCUUUACGGAGACCUCUGCUUGUGGUUAAUGUUGGAGGGCCUGCAGGUCAUUGUAGAUAUGGUACUGACCUAGCACUGGAGCUAACAGCCUUGCUGCUGAAUGUUAUUCCGACCUGUGGGAGCAUCAGAGUAUCUUUUUCUCGUAGAACUCCUUGUAAGGUCUCAGAUAUCAUACGGAAAGAACUUGGAAAUCAUCCUAAAGUUCACAUUUGGAACGGUGAAGGUCCAAAUCCGCAUAUGGGGCAUUUGGCUUUUGCAGAUGCUUUUGUUAUCACUGCUGACUCGGUUAGUAUGUUAAGUGAGGCUUGCAGUACAGGGAAACCUGUUUAUGUAAUUGGUGCUGAGCGAUGCACAUGGAAAUUCAGAGACUUCCAUCGAUCCUUGAAGAAUCGAGGCGUGGUUCGUCCAUUCACUGGAAAAGAAGAUAUAUCUGAAAGUUGGAGCUACAGUCCCCUGAAUGAUACUAAGGAGGCUGCUGCCCAAGUGAUUAAGGCACUAGCUGAACGUGGAUGGAGAUUGCCAGCAUAAUUUGUUUUCAACUUCAGGAGCGUCAGCCUUGAUAGUGACAUACUAACAAGUUUUGCUCCCUGAAAUACUGUUGCAGGAAAGAAAGGGGGGAGGAAGUUUAUUGAUUUACUAUCCUUAGGAGAAGUAUGUAUUCUGCUCGUUUGGCUGUUUGGUUGUUUACUUACAGUUUAAAAGGAUUAAUGUAGCAGUUUAGGGUGCCUCUCAGGCCUCAGCUUCUUAUACUUCCUGAGAAACAAGGGAAAUAUUUAUUACCCCUCCUCUUUCACUUCCUAAUUCCACACCUUGUUAGUGUAUCUAUUUCACCCUAUCCAAUUAUAGGUUAUUUUUGUUAGAAUUGGCUUGCUCUAGGUCAGCCAAGUCUAGGUUAUUUUUGCAUCUCAAAUUCAGUUAAGUCCUGGCAAUUCUUGUAUAUCCCUUGAUUAUCAUCACUGGACAGUACACAAGAUUAUUAUGAGUGUCCUCUUUAUUUUAUUGA